AUGUGGAUCGCUCUAAACAUUUGCCUGUAUUUGUCCUUUAAUUAUAUCACUUCUACUUUAAUCUCAGACUCCUGUCAGCUCCAAGGACGCUUCAAGUUGAACGGGAUGUACCAGGAUGGAGACUUUAUCAUUGGAGGCCUGUUUGAGGUUCAGCACCUCAAAGUCUUCCCAGAACUUACCUUCAGAAUUGAGCCAGAACUGUCCCAGUGCGAAGAAUUCUACAUGGCAAGUUUCCAGCAGGCACUAACUAUGGUUUUUGCUAUAAAUGAGAUUAAUAAUGACAAGGAUCUGCUGCCUAACAUCACGCUUGGCUACCAAAUCUAUGACAACUGUUUAAGGCUUGGAGUGGCGUUCCGGGCUGCCAUAUCCCUGGUUAGUGGGACUGAGAAGUCUUUCUUAAACCUCAACUGCACUGGCCCACCUCCAGUGAUUGGGAUUGUUGGGGACCCAGGUUCAACUCAAUCUAUAGCAAUUUCAAGUGUCCUGGGACUGUUUCGAAUUCCUAUGGUUAGCUACUAUGCCACCUGCUCCUGUUUGAGUGACAGGAAAAAGUACCCCUCUUUCUUCAGAACAAUCCCCAGUGAUGCCUUCCAGGUGCGGGCUAUGGUUCAGAUCUUGAGGCAUUUUGGAUGGAGCUGGGUUGGUCUUCUCUAUAGUGAUGACGACUAUGGCAUCUACGCUGCUCAGUCCUUCCAUCAAGAAAUGCAGCUGUUUGGGGGUUGUGUGGCAUUUUCUGAGAUUUUGCCUUAUGAUAACAACCACAGGGACAUUCAACGUAUAGUAGGGAUUAUACAGACCUCUACUGCCAAGGUAGUUGUAGCGUUCUCAACUGAUUUGUCGUCCCUGAUGGAUGAGUUGUUGUUGCAAAAUGUGACAGGCAGGCAGUGGAUUGCAAGUGAGGCUUGGACAACAACACCUAUCCUACAAACUCCACAAUAUUUGCCUCUACUGGGGGGCACACUUGGCAUUGCCAUCCGUCGAGGACAUAUUCAGGGACUUCAUGACUUUCUGAUACAUCUCCACCCUGACAAUAAUCCAAAACACAGUACAAUAAAAAUUUUCUGGGAGAAAAUGUUUGGAUGCAAGUUUGAGGCUUUAGAUGCACAAGAGGGAACCAAAUGUUCAGGGCAAGAAGAUCUGAGCAGCACAGAAACAGCAUACACUGAUGUAUCAGAGCUGAGGGCCUCAUAUAAUGUGCAUAAGGCAGUUUAUGCCCUGGCACAUGCACUACAUGACCUUAUGCAGUGUGAGGAGGGCAGAGGACCAUUCAGUGGGAACAGUUGUGCCGACAUAACCAACCUGAAACCCUGGCAGUUGGUUCACUACCUACAGAAAGUGAACUUCACCACAGGUUUUGGGGAUCAUGUGUCAUUUGAUGAGAAUGGAGAUGCUCUGGCCAUCUAUGAUGUGAUGAACUGGCACCCAAGGUCUGAUGGAUCGAUCAUUGUCCGCACAGUUGGUGUGGUAAAUGAAGGGGUGACAACAGGGAAGGUGCUCACACUGGAUGAAGAUGCAUUAUAUUGGAACUUUGAGACAAAAAAGCCCCCACAGUCUUUGUGCAGUGAGAGCUGCCCCCCAGGCACCAGACGAACUAGGAGGAAAGGCUUUCCUAUCUGCUGUUUUGACUGCCUGCCAUGUGGAGAUGGAGAGAUUUCUAAUACAACAAAUUCACCCGAAUGUUUCAUGUGUCCAGAUGAGUUUUGGUCGAGUCCAGAAAAUGACCACUGUGUUCCUAAAGAAGUGGAAUUUCUAUCGUAUGAAGAUCCCCUGGGAAUUUCUCUGACCACUGCUUCCCUCUUAGGCACUAGUUUCUGUGCUCUUGUGAUGGUCAUCUUUGCUCAUCAUCGUAACACCCCUGUAGUGCGUGCAAACAAUUCAGAGCUCAGCUUCCUGCUGUUGUUGUCACUCAAACUGUGUUUUCUGUGUGUGCUGCUGUUCAUUGGCCAGCCACAGUCGUGGACGUGUCAGUUAAGACAUGCUGUGUUUGGCAUAAGCUUUGUCCUGUGCAUUUCCAGCAUCCUGGUCAAGACUAUGGUGGUAAUAGCUGUGUUCAAGUCCUCUCGACCUGAGGGCAAAUCUGCCAUAAAGUGGUUUGGUUCAGCACAGCAAAGAGGAACAGUUUUGGCCCUAACUUCUACACAGGUAGCAAUAUGUACAGUCUGGUUAUCUACUGCAUCCCCGACACCCCAUAAAAACAACCAGUAUAUCAGAUCUAAAAUAGUAUAUGAAUGUGCUGUUGGAUCAGUGGCUGGUUUUUCUGUGCUGCUGGGAUACAUUGGACUGUUGGCAGCUGUAAGUUUCCUGUUAGCCUUCAUGGCAAGGAAACUUCCAGAUAAUUUUAAUGAAGCAAAAUUCAUCACUUUUAGCAUGCUGAUCUUCUGUGCUGUGUGGAUUACGUUUGUCCCAGCAUAUGUGAGCUCACCAGGGAAAUAUGCAGUGGCUGUGGAGAUUUUUGCCAUACUGGCUUCCAGUUUUGGAUUACUGGUGGCCAUAUUUGCUCCAAAGUGCUACAUAAUUAUAUUACACCCAGAAAGAAACACUAAAAAAGCCAUUAUGGGAAGAUCAACCCACAAGAAAUAG
Molecule: messenger RNA, 2580 nt
Organism: Labeo rohita (rohu)
Lineage: Eukaryota; Metazoa; Chordata; Actinopteri; Cypriniformes; Cyprinidae
Product: extracellular calcium-sensing receptor-like
Exons: 6
Coding region: 1-2580 (859 amino acids)
Biological process (GO): G protein-coupled receptor signaling pathway
Cellular component (GO): membrane
Molecular function (GO): G protein-coupled receptor activity
Source: RefSeq, a predicted model, not a curated record